Cryptococcus wingfieldii CBS 7118 is the source of this 258-nucleotide messenger RNA. RefSeq lists its product as hypothetical. The transcript has a single exon. Bases 1 to 258 code for a protein of 85 amino acids. The record is from RefSeq and is a predicted model, not a curated record. NCBI's taxonomy places the organism in Eukaryota, Fungi, Basidiomycota, Tremellomycetes, Tremellales, Cryptococcaceae.
AUGAUGCACCACUUCAAAAAGUUUGCUGAAAUCCUCAACGACCUCGAGCAGCUGGGAGCCCCCAUGCCUGAACAAGAGAAGAUUCAAGUAUUCUUCAUAUCGCUGGGGAACACCUACCCCCACAUUAGAGGCUCGUUUAUUUCGAGGCCAGUUUCUGAAAAGCCUGGAUCAGUCUCACACACCACUUCCACGCUGAAACCAGCAUACUGCUCAGAUGCGACCAGCAGAAAGCCAGAGCUGAACAGCUCAAUCUGGUAA